AUGAGCUCCAACUCAAAAAGGAUCAAAUUUGUCUCCAUAUCGCUUCCUAUUCUAUACGGAAAUCAUGCUUAUAAAUUAACACCAGAAACACGCAAGACAACCACACCUGCAGAUCAUACUCACGAGUGGACGGUAUUCUUUAAACCGGUGUUGGGGGAUUUAGACUUGACCCCGCUUUUGAAAAAGGUUACGUUCAAACUACAUGAAACUUAUGAGAACCCAAUCAGGUCAAUUGAACGCCCGCCUUACCAGGUGACUGAAACUGGGUGGGGAGAGUUUGAAAUCAUCAUUAAGCUAUACUUCCACCCUGGCGUUGAUUUGGGGAUAAACGAGAAAAACUUUCAGAUUUUCCACGCUUUGAAAUUGCAUCCGUAUAACCCGCAACAUCCCAAGCGGGAAAACGGCGAAGUCCACCUGAUCUUGUACGAUGAAUUGGUGUUUAAUGAGCCAACCGAUAAGGUCUUUGAAAUAUUGACCAAGAAGCCAAUCAACUUGAUACCUUACAAAUUGACAAACGAAGACAAGCGAGAUCAAGAAUUUAUUAGACCGGAUGAAAAUGACGAAUUGAGCCGAUUAGAUGUUUAUAUCGAGAAAAUCAAACAGGAAACCGAACGACAGGCUGAGUUGUACAGCAGAGCAGAAAAGGAAAAAAACAACUUUACUUAG
Lodderomyces beijingensis is the source of this 666-nucleotide messenger RNA. The record is from the annotation of a GenBank genome assembly. Lineage: Eukaryota; Fungi; Ascomycota; Pichiomycetes; Serinales; Debaryomycetaceae.